Macadamia integrifolia is the source of this 3946-nucleotide messenger RNA. RefSeq names its product zinc finger BED domain-containing protein RICESLEEPER 2-like. Gene Ontology annotation, molecular function: protein dimerization activity; DNA binding. Lineage: Eukaryota; Viridiplantae; Streptophyta; Magnoliopsida; Proteales; Proteaceae. The record is from RefSeq and is a predicted model, not a curated record. The transcript is spliced from 12 exons. Bases 112 to 789 code for a protein of 225 amino acids.
UCAUCCGACUUAUUUUUUUAGAUACAUGUUGAAGCUUAUUAGAGAAUCAAUGCAAUCUCGGUGGACUAUUCAAUUUCCUUGGAAUGGGUGGUCUCGGCAACUUGCUACAACAUGGCGAAUGUUGAGUCAGCUGAACUACAAACUAUAAAAAUGUUUCUCCUAAGGGGACGUUUGGGAACACAUUAUUAUUGGACUGGAAGCAUAGAUGCUUUUGAAAUUGAAAUCGAUAGCACUGAUGAUGAUUGCAGGUUCUGGACAGGAAAGGUUAUGCUAGCACAGGGGUCUUUCGAUGAAACAGAAAGAGUAAAGGAACAGGUAUUGUUGGGGCUUUCUCUACGCUACAUCUUUGAUCAUGAGGAUGCAUACACCCUUGAGGAUGGUGUUGAGUUCAGUGAGAUGAAUCCCAAAGACAUUUUCGAAGUGGUUGAAUUUCAAGACAUGGUUGAAUUUUGGCGUGAUGAUAUAAAUGACCUGGAUAUGGCAUGGAAAGAUAGAAACCAUGGUGAUUGUUUCCAAGAUGAUGUAAUGAAGGCAAUUAUGAGGGUGAUUUCAUGUCACAGUACAUAUUGUUUAUUUCCUCGUGCAGAGCUUGAUCAUGAGGAAAGUCUACUGUUUCAUUUCCUUUUUGUAUCAGCCUCAACCAGGCGCGUGAUUAGCCUUUUUGUUAUAGCAAAGCCUGUUUCACUUGAUGUUGCAAAAAGAUGCGCGAGGAUGAGGGAGGCCGGUGAAUCACCGGAUGAGACUGUUAUAUGGCAGUUCGUCAUCUUCAGCUGGGGAUGCUUCUCCUAGUGGCCCUAGCUAAGCUAAUAGCUUACUGCUGAUUACUACUGGUUGAAGAUCGUAUCAGUUGCAAAGGCUCCAUUGGAAUGCUGCUGAACACUUUUUUUUUCUCGAAAAUCUGGGUUAUUUUAUUUUAUUCUCAGAUCUGGGCAGCAGGUAAGUAAAGGACUGAACCUUCACAUCCCCCCAUUGUUCCAUCAUUAUUUGCUCCAUCCUCUUCCAUUACAACCCUCCCCUUUUUAGCCCAUUGUUUGACCUUUAUUUGCACCACUGUUUUACCUUAGAUAUUGCUGAUUUUCUUAUUACAAGUAUAACUGAUUUUGGAGCAUAUAACAUGGAUUUUUAUCUAUCUUUGGUGCUUAAUAGGCUAGUGUUAUAACCUAAUUUUGCUUGCUGCUAUGUUCCCUAGUCCAUGUUCCUCCUUGAUGCUUGAGUGAGUUUAUGUGUUUUUCUUCCUAGCCUAUUAUUACUCAUUAUUACUUUGUUUAUUAGUCUCACUUUAUUUUGCAUGUUAAUCUUGUUUGCUGAGUUUCCUUUAUCCUGUCCAACCCAAGCCUCUUGAGUUUACCUUACCUAGUUAGUUAAUCUUGUAGGAAACCUAGUCACCUAGGAACCCCCUACAUCAUCUUGGUAUCAGAGGAUGGUUUUGUCUAAGUUUAGGCUGAUUAGGUACUGUUGUCCAUUGUUUACAUGUCUUACCUUUUGAGUUCUAGUGUCCGUCAUAAUCUGUCCAUAGUCGAGUAUGAGUUAAGAGAGCGUUACCAUAGGUUAGAGGACCCCCUUUUCUUCCUUAGAUUUGUGGGACCAAAUUGCAUUGGACGCUAUUCCCCCUAAAAGCACAUACUUGAGGAGGAGAUUUCUGACCUCAAGAUUGAGAGGGCUAACUACCUAUCUCAAUUGGAGAUUCUGAGUAGACCUUGAGUCUUUGGUGGCAACCGUACCUUGGCUGCCCAUCUCCUUAUGUCCACUCGUAGUGGUAGGGAAUACUAGAACACGUUUGACCUUUCUGACACCCCCACCCAACCUGAGCAGUUGGCUGAAUUUAUGAAAGACAUCCAAGCUACCCUCCAAGCUAGCUAAGCUAUACAGGAGACACAAGCUGCCCAUCUCUAAACCCUCAUCGAUAAAUUGACUGUCCUCGAGACAAGUGCUCAAAACCCUAAUGGAUGGCAAGGCCGUAGCACAAAUGGCACUGAACCUAGGGACAGAGGCCCUAACCCUGAGGAAGUGAACGAGAAUAACCACAUUGAUGGCUAUGACCAGAUAGGGGAUAACUUCCAAGGCCUAGGGCGUGGUAGGGGUCGAGGCCCACCGCCAAGACACCAAACCCAGUAUGGAGAUGAUGAGGGUUAUAAGCAUCAUGAUAAGGGCUUUGAUGUCAGACAGGUGAUUAAGGUAGAUGCCCCUACCUAUGAUGGUCAGAUUGAUGCUAGGAUCCUUCUGGAUUGGAUCAAGCAGAUGGAUAGUUACUUUGAUUUCUACGAUAUACCAGAGGAAAUUCGCUUCCGAUUUGCUAAGUUCAAUUUUAUCGGAGCUGUCCAAGACUUCUGGACACACCUAGAGUACCAAGAGGAUCGCCUAGGACUUGAGCCAAUCACCACCUGGGUAGAAAUGCAAGAGAGGCUCAAGAGGGAAUUUUUGUCUAUCACUUAUGGGCUUUAGCUGUUGAAUGAAAUAAAUAUCCCUGAAGCAAGGAAAGUUGACUGUGACCGAAUACAUGAGCAAGUUCAAUGAACUGAAAAUUAGAAGCCGUGUUCGGGAGGAUGUUAAGCAGACAUUAUCCAGAUUCCUUACCAGGCUCAAGUCCAAAAUCCAGUCUAGUAUGGCACCCCACCUAGUGCGAGACGUUCCAUAGGCCUUCAAGAUAGCCCUUGAGGAGGAUACCUCCAUGACAAUUUAUUCUUAGAGGAAGAGCUUCCAAGUUGGGGAGUCCCAAUUUAGAAAACCACACCAAGGCUCUACUGGAUUCCCAAAGACCCCUGCUGCGCCACGACAUCAGUUUGACAACAGGGGUAAAGGAAUUUUGGGAGAAGCACCCAAGAGUAGUGGGCAACAACAGUGCUUCAAGUGUCGCGGGUUUGUUCACUUCUUCAGAGAGUAUCCUAAUAAGAAUCUUUAUGUGGGAGAGUAGACUCCUGAAGAAGGUUUUCAGGACCAUGAGUAUGAGGACCAUAGAUCAGAUGAGACCAUAUCUGAUGAGGACACCGAGGAGGCUGGUGACCUUAAGUUCGGUAUUGUGUGAUGCAUGGUCUCAUAACCUAAGAGUAAAGAUGAUUGGCAGCGAACUAAUAUUUUCAUCACUUACACAUGUCAUCAAGGCAAGAACUGCCGCAUCGCCAUAGACAGCGGCAGUUGCAUGAAUGUGGUCACCAAGAGCACUGUUGCUCGAAUGGACCUUAAACCUGAACCUCACACCAAGCCUUACAAGGUUGCCUAUGUAGAUCAGUCCACCAUCCCCGUUAAUCUGAGGUGUCUAGUUCCCCUACACUUUGCAGGAUAUAAGGAUCAAGUGUGGUGUGAUGUCCUAGAGAUGGAUGUUACCCACAUCAUCCUAGGUAGACUCUAGUUAUAUGACCGAGAUGUCACCAAUUAGGGGAAGUCUAACACCUAUAUCUUUGAGUUUAAAGGGAAGAAAAUCAGACUGUCCCCCAGUGCCCUUGGGGAAGUUAGGGUUCCAUAACACAAGGGGAGUACAUCCAAACACACCCCCACCAAAACAUUCAACAUUUUAAAUCAACAACAAUUUGAAGGAGAGUGUCAAGAGUCAGGGGUGAUUUAUGCUCUAGUAGCCAUAUAGAGUAAUACUGAUAGGUCACGCUAAUUCACUGAGGCUCCUAGAGAAGUACAACCCUUAUUGAGGAAAUGUGAGAGGCUAUUCCCUGAGGAGCUACCUGAUGAGUUAUUGCCUAUGCGUGACAUCCAACAUGUUAUUAACUUAGUUCCAGGAUCAUCUCUCUCGAACUUGCCCUAUUAUCGAAUGAAUCCCAAAGAGCACGCCGAACUCAAAUGGCAAGUGGAUGAACUGUUAUUAGGGAAAGCCUUAGUCCGUGUGCUAUACCUGCCCUGCUCACGCCAAAGAAAGAUGGCUUUUGGCAUAUGUGUGUUGAUAGUAGGGCCAUUAAUAAGAUCACCAUCAAGUAUAGGUUCCCUAUCCCUAAGCUUGAUG